Rosa rugosa (rugosa rose) is the source of this 1842-nucleotide messenger RNA. RefSeq names its product putative disease resistance protein RGA3. Gene Ontology annotation, molecular function: ADP binding. The record is from RefSeq and is a predicted model, not a curated record. Bases 102 to 1712 code for a protein of 536 amino acids. Lineage: Eukaryota; Viridiplantae; Streptophyta; Magnoliopsida; Rosales; Rosaceae. Gene Ontology annotation, biological process: defense response to other organism. The transcript is spliced from 2 exons.
AACGAUCUGAUAAAUUCAUAAAAGAGAGAUAGAUUCAUCCCUCUCCUAGUUUCUUCAACUAGCAUUCAUCUCAACUUUUUGACUCUCUUGAGUAGAGAUCUAUGGCUGAAUUUCUUACUUUUGGUGCUCAGGAAUUGCUGAAGAAAGUAGCUUCACUUGCCGCUCAAGAGUUCGAUCUUGUAUGGGGAUUCAAUGGAGAAAUAACAAAGCUGCGUGAGUCGGUGCUCAUGCUUGAGGCUGUGCUACGAGAUGCCGAACAUCCGCGACAAGAUCAGGGAGAGGCUGUGAAGCUCUGGGUGAAGAAGCUUGAAGACAUAGCUCAGCAUGCCGAUGAUGUGCUGGAUGAUUAUGGAUAUGAGCUUCUCCGGCGUAAGGUGCAACUGCGAAAUCAGAUGAAGAAAAAGGUGCAGAACUUUUUUUCCCUCUCCAAUCCAACCUUUUUUCGUGUUAAAAUGGCACAUAAAAUUAAGAAAAUCAACACAUCUUUGGGUGAGUUGAAUAAGAAGGCAAGUACUAUUGGCUUAGUUGCUAGACUAUCCUUAGAUGCAACAACUUCCCAUGGUAUAAGCAUUGACAGGGAAACCUACUCUAUCUUAAAACAAGAUGAAAACAAUAUCAUUGGAAGGGACAAUGUUGUGGCAGAUAUAGUUCAAGCCCUGACCAAAUCAAACCACAAUCUGGAAAGUGAUCUCUCCGUUCUGGCCAUUGUGGGUAUGGGAGGGCUUGGGAAGACAACUUUGGCUAAAUCAAUAUAUCACAAAUCUGAGAUAAGUAGGCACUUUGAGAAAAAGAUGUGGAUAUGUGUAUCUAACCCUUUCGAAGUCAAUUCAAUUCUGAGAGGGAUCCUGGAAUAUGUUAAACCAGAAAAUGCUGCGGUGAAAGGUAUAGAUGCAAUAUGUAAUAUUCUCCGAGAAGAGUUGAAAGGAAAGAGAUACCUUCUUAUACUUGAUGAUGUAUGGAAUGAAGAUGCUGAAAAAUGGAAUGAUUUGAAGAGUUGUUUGCUAAGAAUUACCGAUGCCCAAGGAAGUAGCAUUGUUGUCACUACUCGCAGUGACAAAGUUGCAAAAACGGUGGAGACCCUUCCUAGGUGUAAUUUGAGAAAACUAUCAGAUGAUGAGUGUUGGCUUAUAUUGAAGAAUAGAGCAGUUCUUGUCGGAAGUGUUCCUAUACUUGAAGAUCAAGAGACAAUUGGAAGGGAGAUUGCCAAAAAGUGUGGAGGUGUACCAUUAGUGGCAAAGGUAUUAGGAAACAUUAUGCGCUCUAAAACGAGCAAUGAAUGGAGUUCAAUUAUGGAAAGUAAAAUAUGGGAUUUGCCGGAAGAAGAAGAAAGAAUCAUGUCAAUUUUAAAGUUGAGUUUUGAUGAAUUGAAAUUUUCAUCAUUGAAACAAUGUUUUGCAUAUUGCUCGAAAUUCAUCAAAGACUCUGUAAUGGAAAAGGAUGACCUAGUCCAACUUUGGAUGGCUCAAGGAUGGCUUCACCCCACGAAAAGUAAUAUGGAGAUGGAGGAUAGAGGGAACGAAUAUUUCAACAUUUUAUCAGAAAGAUCCCUUUUUGAAGACGUUAGAACGGAUUAUUAUGGUAAUACAAGAUGCACGAUCUUGUGCAUGACCUUGCAGAACGAGUGUCAAACAUGGCAAACUGCCGCUCACUAUUUUCAAAGGGAGAAGCACUUGGGAACACCUUGCCUAACUUUAGAUCUUUGCGUGUGUUAAAUUUAUACAAGGCAGACAUUGACAAGUUGCCGAGUUCAGUUGGAAAGUUGACACACUUGAGGUAUCUGAAUGUUAUGAAAACAAAUGUGAAAGCAUUUCCAAAAUCUAUUGGUCAACUUUAUUACCUUGA